Australozyma saopauloensis is the source of this 1407-nucleotide messenger RNA. It is a transcript of the gene LAT1, whose product is annotated as dihydrolipoyllysine-residue acetyltransferase. The transcript has a single exon. Bases 1 to 1407 code for a protein of 468 amino acids. Gene Ontology annotation, molecular function: dihydrolipoyllysine-residue acetyltransferase activity. Gene Ontology annotation, biological process: pyruvate decarboxylation to acetyl-CoA. Lineage: Eukaryota; Fungi; Ascomycota; Pichiomycetes; Serinales; Metschnikowiaceae. The record is from RefSeq and is a predicted model, not a curated record.
AUGUCUUUGGCUGCCCUUAGAGCCGUCGGCGCACGUGCCGCCCUCUCCAGAUCGUAUCUCGCUGCAUCGCACAUCUCCGCCGCCGCCAGAUUCUACUCGUCCAAGUUCCCAUCGCACACCGUCAUCAAAAUGCCUGCAUUGUCCCCCACCAUGACCCAGGGUAACAUUGCUUCGUGGGCCAAGUCUGUUGGUGAUGAGUUGGCUCCUGGUGAGGCCAUUGCCGAGAUCGAGACCGACAAGGCUGCCAUGGACUUCGAGUUCCAGGAGGAGGGCUACUUGGCCAAGAUUUUGGUGGACGCCGGUGCCCAGGACAUCCCUGUGGGCCAGCCCAUUGCUGUGUACGUCGAGGACUCCGGCGACGUGGCUGCUUUCGAGGGUUUCUCUGCUGCCGAUGCCGGCGAGGCUCCUGCUGCUGCUCCUAAGGCUGAGGAGAAGUCUGAGGCCAAGGCUGACGAGAAUAAGGCCGAGGCCAAGUCUGAGUCCAAGUCCGAGUCCAAGCCUUCGUCUGCUUCCUCCGGCUCUGCUCCUGCUGGCCGUAUUUUCGCCACUCCUUUGGCCAAGACCAUCGCCUUGGAGAAGGGUAUUUCUCUCAAGAACAUCAAGGGUUCUGGCCCCAAGGGUAGAAUUGUCGCCAAGGACGUCGAGAACUUCAAGGCUCCUGAGGCUGCUGCCCCUGCUGCCGCUGCCGCUGCUCCUGCCGCUGCCACCUUCGAGGACAUCCCUAUCACUGGUAUGAGAAAGACCAUUGCUACCAGAUUGUUGCAAUCCACCCAACAGGCUCCAGCCUACAUUGUGCAAUCGCACAUCAACGUCUCCAAGUUGUUGAAGUUGCGUCAAUCUCUCAAUGCCACCGCAGAGGACAGAUACAAGUUGUCCGUCAACGACUUGUUGGUCAAGGCCAUCGCCUUGGCCUCUCUCAGAGUCCCAGAGGCCAACUCUGCUUGGUUGGGUGACCAAGGUGUCAUCAGACAAUACAGCGUUGUCGACGUUUCCGUCGCCGUCGCCACCCCAACUGGUUUGAUCACCCCUAUCGUCAAGAACGCCCACAGCAAGGGUUUGAUUGCCAUCUCCACCGAGAUCAAGGACUUGGGUAAGAGAGCCAAGGCCGGUAAGUUGGCUCCUGAGGAGUACCAGGGUGGUACCAUCUGUAUCUCCAACUUGGGUAUGAACCCAGCCGUCAACGCUUUCACUUCCAUCAUCAACCCUCCACAAUCCGCCAUUGUUGCCAUCGGUACUGUUGAGAAGAAGGCCAUUCCAUCGUCCGUCAACGAGCAGGGCUUCGUUUUCGAGGACUUCAUCACCGUCACCGGUACCUUUGACCACAGAACCAUCGACGGUGCCAAGGGUGGUGAGUGGAUCCGUGAGUUGAAGAAGGUUGUUGAGAACCCAUUGGAGUUCUUGCUUUAA